UCAGUGAUUCUGAACAGUGACUCGUUCUGGGUGUCACGCGCUCGACCACCCAGAAACACUACUGAGGAAAUGGCCGUACGCUUUCUGUCCGUAACGAGAAGAUAUCCCAUCGAUUUGUGCAGGUUAACACCAAGCGCGUCCACCAGGUCCAUUAUUGGCCUCUUUAGCACUGCAGCGGAGCAGCGUAGUGCUGGAGAUGAUUGCCAUAGUGACGAUGGCAAUGAUGACCCCAGUCAUUCUGUGACACAUGUCAGGAUGUUGGAGAUGAGAGCUAGAAAACUUGAGCAGCAGGUUCAUGACCUCACGGAGAGAUACAAACGAGCUGUAGCUGACUCCGAUAAUGUUAGAAGAAGAACACAGAAAUUUGUGGAAGAUGCCAAAAUAUUUGGGAUUCAGAGUUUCUGCCGGGACCUCGUAGAGGUGGCAGACUUGUUAGAGAAGAGUGCAGACAUCGAGAAGAGAGAAGGAACACAGCAGCUGACACAAUAUCUGGCACACAUACAGGGACGGCUGCAGGACGUGUUCACCAAACAUGGACUGGAGAAGAUGACCCCCGUGGGAGCUGCUUACGACCCUUAUCAGCAUGAAAUAGUCUGUCAUACCCCAGCAGAGGCAGUGGAGCCUGGCUGUAUAGCUGUGGUGAAGCAAGACGGUUACAUGCUGCAUGGACGUACCAUUCGCCAUGCCCUCGUGGGUAUUGCUGUGAAGACACAGGAGCAUUGACAUGGCCGUGGUUCAGUCCUCUUCUGCUUAAUUUCUUUACACUCAUAGAAUGUAUGAUAUCAUUGUUUUUACAUCUCUAGACAACAACGCAUUUGAUUUACUCUCUGAAAUAAUGGUUAUUUAUUUAUACAAGUGUUUUUUUGUUUGUUUUUCUAACUUGUAAUCUAUUGAGAUUAACAGACCCUGUUUUUCCCCCCCUUAUUCCUGUUUACAGAAUGUCUACAAUGCCCAUUUCAUGUUUGAGGGAUUCAGUAUUGUCUGUGUGAUACAGACAGAUUUAUUGCAUUUCCAGAAUUGUAAUGUUGAAAUGACCCGAAAAAAGCACUUUACACCAUGUCGUGGUGGUUUCUGUAAGUGAUUAGUGUUUUUUUGCAUUUAAAGGAAAACAGUAACGACUUGUUAUUGCCAAUAACGAUUGGUUAUUGGUUGUUCUUGAAUGUGUCAAGCAAGUGUUAUAGGCCAGCAGUACCCAAAAAACAAAUGCUAAAAUGGAGUUGUUUUCUUUUGGGGGUUGGGGUAAAGGGAUAAACAGGAGAUAUAUAUGUAUCCAAAGUGGAAUUUAACUGAAUAUUUUUGGGAGAUAAAAAAUGAACAUGAAACAUAUGUAUUUAUUUUGUUUGUCAAAGUUUUCCCUGUUAGAUUACUUUUUUGUAAACGAGAAAAAUUGUAAGCGAUUUUCAUUUAAGACUUUUUUUUUUUUUAACAGAUUUAUGCUUUGUUAAUGUUGAAUGAAUAGUUUUUAGUGUAUGUGUGUGAUGCAGAUGUGUCGACUGAAUAAAAUCUCAAUAUUUGUA
Messenger RNA from Myxocyprinus asiaticus (Chinese sucker), 1517 nucleotides. Its product is annotated as grpE protein homolog 2, mitochondrial-like. The record is from RefSeq and is a predicted model, not a curated record. Gene Ontology annotation, molecular function: protein homodimerization activity; adenyl-nucleotide exchange factor activity; protein-folding chaperone binding. Gene Ontology annotation, biological process: protein import into mitochondrial matrix; protein folding. The transcript is spliced from 4 exons. Gene Ontology annotation, cellular component: PAM complex, Tim23 associated import motor. Bases 70 to 723 code for a protein of 217 amino acids. Lineage: Eukaryota; Metazoa; Chordata; Actinopteri; Cypriniformes; Catostomidae.